This is a messenger RNA of Arachis duranensis, 582 nucleotides long. RefSeq names its product putative lipid-transfer protein DIR1. The coding region runs from base 19 to 342 and encodes 107 amino acids. The record is from RefSeq and is a predicted model, not a curated record. Gene Ontology annotation, biological process: systemic acquired resistance. The transcript has 2 exons. Gene Ontology annotation, molecular function: fatty acid binding. NCBI's taxonomy places the organism in Eukaryota, Viridiplantae, Streptophyta, Magnoliopsida, Fabales, Fabaceae.
GGCUAGAGCAAUUAAAGGAUGAAGCUUUUUGAAUCAAAGGUUCCCUGGUUCUUUCUGGUUUUGUAUUGCGUCACAAUUUUGGGGGCAAAAGGCCAAAGUACACCUUGCACAAGCACUUUCUUCUCUGCCCUAGUGCAGCUCUUACCUUGCAGGACAGCAGUUGCUCCUUUCAGCCCCAUCCCACCUUCCGAUGACUGCUGUAAUGCCGUCAUGGCAUUAGGUCAACCGUGUUUGUGUUUUCUUGUGAAUGGCCCUCCGAUAUCUGGUGUAGACCGGAACAUGGCUUUGCAGCUUCCAGAGAAGUGCGCUGCAAACUUCGAGCCAUGUGAUAUCAUGAAGUGAAGAGGCUAGAGACUAGAGCAGAUAUGCAUUUUUAGACUCGAGUAUUUUUAUUAGGCGCCACUUUUGUAGUGCUUCUCACAAUAAGGUUGCAUGGGAUUAUGUGAUGAAUGAAAAUUAGGUUGAGUUCAAUCCAUGUUGCUGUAUGGUUACAUAGAGCAUCAUGUGAAAACAUAAGCCCUUAUCCAUCAUGCAUGUUCUUUCACUAUGAUCAUUCUAAUAUAUAUAUCUCUUACUCCACUA